Cutaneotrichosporon cavernicola is the source of this 1206-nucleotide messenger RNA. RefSeq lists its product as uncharacterized. Bases 1 to 1206 code for a protein of 401 amino acids. The record is from RefSeq and is a predicted model, not a curated record. NCBI's taxonomy places the organism in Eukaryota, Fungi, Basidiomycota, Tremellomycetes, Trichosporonales, Trichosporonaceae. Gene Ontology annotation, biological process: base-excision repair. The transcript is spliced from 11 exons. Gene Ontology annotation, molecular function: damaged DNA binding; zinc ion binding; DNA N-glycosylase activity. Gene Ontology annotation, cellular component: nucleus.
AUGCCAGAGCUUCCAGAGGUCGAGGAGGCGCGCAAGAUGAUCGCCGACGCCGUCACGGGAUAUACCAUUACUGAGGUCGACACUGUGGAGGACAACCUCGUGUACGAUGGUGUGACACCUCACCAGUUUUCCAAGGAGCUCGUUGGGCGGAUGGUGACAGGAUGUGAACGGAAAGGCAAACUAUUCUGGAUGACCCUUGAUGGCAAAGGAAGGUUUCCCGUCAUGCACUUUGGAAUGACUGGCAUGAUCCAAUUCCGCGGCCAUCGUCCGAUGUCGUACCGACGGAAGUACGACCUAGGCGACACCUGGCCACCCAAGUUUCACAGAUGUGUCAUGAAAUUCAAGUCGCCAAAAGGUGACGACGUGCAGGAGCUCACCUUUAUCGAUCCGCGUAGACUUGGACGCCUACGGCUCGUGCCUGACCCAGUACCCUCGCAUCCGCCUGUGAGCGAGCUCGGUUACGACCCGGUGCAGAACCAACCGACUCUGGAAGAGUUCAAGAAACUCUUAAAGCCCAAGCAUGGUGUAGUCAAAAGCGUACUCAUGGACCAAUCCUUCUGCGCGGGCGUGGGGAACUGGAUCGUGGACGAGGUGCUCUACCAAGCACGCGUCCAUCCCCAGUGCCGUGUCCCUGAGCUCAACGACGUACAGGUGGCCGACAUCCACCGCCUGCUCCGCGAGAUAUGCGUGAAGGCGCUCGAUGUAGACGGGGACUGGAAGCGCUUCCCAACGAACUGGCUGUUCUUCUACCGAUGGGACAGGGGAAAGAAGAAGACCUACAAGAAAAAAGAGACGCAUGACCAUAGUCAUAGUCCGAGCCCGGAAGGGCACGACCAUACCGCAGACGACGGUCCCAAAAUCCCAGAGCACCUUAUCCUGCCGAACGGCAAGCCCGCCACAGUUGCUUGGGUUACGGUCGGUGGACGCUCGUCCGCAUACGUGCCAGCGGUCCAGAAGAUGCCCAGUCACGGCAGCAAGAAGCGCAAGGAUGAGGAUGACGGAUGCGACUUCACGGACGCGAGCUACGAGGAGAAGCCGAAUCACAAGAAAGCCAAGGCCGCCCAAGGAAAACAGGCUAAGGCGCUCACUUCGGCGUCGGAAGGCAAGGAAGACGUAAAGCCUACCAAGAACACGAACGAGGAGGACGCAAAGCCGCAUUACAACUUGCGAGCAGAGCGUGCAGCCCGUCGGGCGAGCCGGAAAUAG